Teleopsis dalmanni is the source of this 811-nucleotide messenger RNA. RefSeq names its product G protein alpha o subunit-like. Gene Ontology annotation, cellular component: heterotrimeric G-protein complex. The coding region runs from base 322 to 786 and encodes 154 amino acids. Gene Ontology annotation, molecular function: G protein-coupled receptor binding; guanyl nucleotide binding; G-protein beta/gamma-subunit complex binding. NCBI's taxonomy places the organism in Eukaryota, Metazoa, Arthropoda, Insecta, Diptera, Diopsidae. The transcript is spliced from 4 exons. The record is from RefSeq and is a predicted model, not a curated record. Gene Ontology annotation, biological process: adenylate cyclase-modulating G protein-coupled receptor signaling pathway.
UGAAAAUUUUUACAUGACUUUGGUGUACGUACGUCGUUUAGGGCGGCUCCGUUCAAUUGCUCUUUAAAUGCAUAAAUGAAAUGUUUUUAAAAAUUUGACAAACAUUUAAUCGAUUAAUAGAGAAAAAUUGCAGAAAAAUAAAUUAAGCUUAUAAGUGUUGAUUAAAGAAAUAGCGUCCAUUAGACCCGCCGAUAACCUUAUCCGUACAAAACUUAUUCUUAAUUCUUGUAAAUUUGUUUGAUUUCCCGUCUGGCAAGUUUCGGCCAAUCUAGGCCGAUUUAAACGACCUUCAAAACGUUUUGUGUCGAGGCAAUACGCACAAUGGGCUGCGCACAGUCUGCAGAGGAAAGAGCCGCAGCCGCCAGAAGCCGUCUUAUAGAAAGAAAUCUGAAAGAAGAUGGCAUACAAGCAGCAAAAGAUAUUAAACUACUUUUGCUGGGUGCUGGUGAAUCUGGCAAAAGCACAAUAGUUAAACAAAUGAAAAUUAUCCACGAGAGCGGGUUUACUCCGGAAGAUUUCAAACAGUAUCGGCCAGUUGUGUACAGCAACACAAUACAAUCAUUAGUUGCAAUACUUAGAGCAAUGCCAAACCUCAGUAUUCAGUAUAGCAAUAAUGAGCGAGAAAGCGACGCGAAAAUGGUGUUUGAUGUAUGUCAACGUAUGCAUGAUACGGAACCCUUUUCAGAGGAACUUCUAGCUGCUAUGAAAAGAUUGUGGCAAGAUUCUGGUGUUCAAGAAUGCUUCUCACGUAGCAACGAAUAUCAAUUAAAUGAUUCCGCUAAAUAGUAAGUGAUUUUAUUAUAACAUUUAU